AGACUUCGUUUAGAUAUGAAGGCUGACAAAAAUCUAGGUUACAUUCUUGGCACAAACACCGUUACGAUUCCUAUCGAGUUGAUAUAAAAAGUACAUGGUUAUCUGGAGGUGUCAAGAGCCAACUCUACUGCGAGCCAUGUACACUGAAUUUAUUCUUUUGGGAAUUCUCCCUUUUGUGCCCUGUUCUGGACUCUCUUCGGGACUUGCUUCAGCGGUUACGACUCCGGUUUAUUUGACCACUUCCUCUUCACAAGCACAGAGUAGUUCUAUUUUAGUAAUUCCCACCACUAGAGUCCUAGCCCGCAACUCUUCAUCAGUCGUUUUGUCAGUUUUAAGCUCGCACUCAACUGUAUUAAAUAGUCCGACGACUUCCACUCAUACUUCCCGAACUGCAUCCACUACUUCGGUAGUAUUUACAACACCGAUAGUUCCUCAAUUUCAUCUUCAACUGCGAGUCCGCCUUUAGUUGCAAGGGAUAAUGGCGACAGCGACGCUGCCCUUCUUGCUGCCAGUAAGUUCCAUGAUCCAUGCCUAUUCCUGAUUUUCCUCUCUUCUUAUUACCAUAUAGAUAAACUGACGCAGCUGCAACACAGUAGAUUCCUGGGCAUCCGCAUUCAAUAACACAGACUAUCUUCCCCUAGCAGAUACAAUUAAUCAAGCAAUAGUAUUAGCCAGCAUUGCUGAUAGUUGCGACUCAAAUGGAACUACGACAGACCCUCCUCCAACGGAUCCUAAUACUUCCCCUACGGUUCCCAAUCCUCCGCCUAAGAAAAAACGUAAUCCAUGGCAAGGAUUUGUAAGUUUCAUUCAGUUCUAUGAAUUCACGUGAUGAGCAAGAGUGCCACAAAUACAUUGAAUAAAUCUAACUUGCAAUUAUCCAGCUUGACUGGCUCAAACGACAAGGUAUACAUGUAGAGCCGGAUGGAGAUAAUGGUAUACGUAUUAUCAUUGAUCGGCCAUUAUGAUAAAAGACUAGGGCUGAUAUUGAGGCUUCAUUGAGUGUCUCAAUUGAAGGGAAGUGCAAAUGUAGAAGGCGGCAGUAA
This is a messenger RNA of Sclerotinia trifoliorum, 1043 nucleotides long. NCBI's taxonomy places the organism in Eukaryota, Fungi, Ascomycota, Leotiomycetes, Helotiales, Sclerotiniaceae. The record is from the annotation of a GenBank genome assembly.